AUGCAAUUACUUUGUUCACCUUUUGCUCCAGUUGAUUUACCCGAAAUGAUCGAAGAGGGUGGAACCUUCCCUGCAGAAGAAUACGAACCUUUUAACUAUGAUGCUCUCUUUGCUGGACCUUCUGAGGAAACGGAAGGAUCUUCAAAGCCUCCCAUGGACUACUUUGAGUACAUUGCUCGAAAGGAUGACCAUAAAUACACGCUGCCUCGCACAUACAGUGAUCUUGUCAAGCCCAAAAGUCUUAAUACAUCCAUCGAUGUGGUGCUUUGGAUCAGCGUCUUUUUUUUCACCAUGAAUGAAGCAAUGCUGGGUUGGUUCCUUUAUAUUUUCCUAGCCUUUGUAGUCGUCAUUGGUUGCAAGAUCUUACUUCCCACGAAGUAUCUUCCAUCCUUGUAUACGAAAUCUCCAUUACUGUUUUGGUCUACCUUGUUUGCUUUCCUUGUAUGCGCUCCAAAUAUUUUUAAUCUGGGUCACAGAAACGCAUUGGUUCCCACCAUUUCUCCAUGGCAAAAUGUAGGUUUGUUACUACCCGGUUCUGCACAACUGACAUCUGAUAAUACAAGUGUGGCAUUAAACAACGGUUUGAGCCUUGUAGAUAACGGUAUGUGUCCUGCUUCAACAUCCAAUGUAUGCAUUUCUCCAUAUUACAAUUCAUCUGCUUCGAUGGGCGCAAUCAAGCCAGUAUCCAACAGAAGCAUGAGAUUUCGACAGGCUAAAAAGGCAGCUUUGGAAAUGUCAAGAAAGGCUUCAUUAAACGGUGCCACAAAGACAACAUCUCAAGGUCCAACCAAGACAUCACCAAGCACUCCCACCACGGUUGAUGAGACAAAGAGUGAAGAAAAUGCAACGGUUAUCAACAAGGUCAAGAAGGAACAAGACAUUUUUAAUGAGACGGAUAAUGUCAAACAUCUCUUUGACCGCUAUUACCAGAUGGAAUUGGAUUUGAGAACAAAACGUUGGCAUUUAUUGGAAGAACUCUCAAAGAUUGAAUCCAAAUUGAACUCUGUUACUUUUUAUACUGUUCCUAGUAAGAAGUUGAUUAAUGCUCGUGUUCUUGGAAAUCAGCGUCUUUUACAGUAA
Messenger RNA from Mucor mucedo, 1080 nucleotides. RefSeq lists its product as uncharacterized. Bases 1 to 1080 code for a protein of 359 amino acids. Lineage: Eukaryota; Fungi; Mucoromycota; Mucoromycetes; Mucorales; Mucoraceae. The transcript has a single exon. The record is from RefSeq and is a predicted model, not a curated record.